UGAUAGACGACUUGCAAUAAAUCUCCUUUUUAUUUAUUUUAAUAAAAAGAAACAAAAUUUACCUGUGAUAUAAGCUCUAUUCAAACCGAAAGUAAAACGAGUGGAUUUCCCUUCCAAUAAUCGAAAACGAGGCAAGAGAGGGAAAUUAGGCCAAACACUAGACCAUCUACAAACAAAAAGUGAAAUGGCGAAUACCACUCUUGGUAGCGAGAAGAAGGCGAAAAUGUUGGUUGCUGCCAUAGAUUUUGGUACGACCUACAGCGGGUACGCCUUCUCCCUUAAACACGAGUACCAGGCUGACCCAGGUAAAGUCUCUGUCAACCAGAACUGGGUGGCUGGUUCCAUGGCUUUGGUGUCUCUUAAAGCGCCAACGGCAGUUCUUUUUAAUGAGAAGAAAGAGUUCGAGAGUUUUGGGUACGAAGCGGAGAAUAUGUUCUCGGAGUAUGCUUUAGACGGGGAGGACAGAAAUCACUAUUUCUUCAACAGAUUCAAGAUGAAGCUACAUGAAAAGAAGAUCAGCCGAGAUUUUGAGCUGUCGGAUGCGCAUGGACGGAAGAUGCCUGCUAUGAAAGUGUUUGGAGAGGUUAUCACGUAUCUUAAAAGUCAUUUGUUAGGGGCAUUGAAGAAGCGGGGUACCAUGGUAGAUAAUAAAGACAUUCACUGGGUGUUGACAGUGCCGGCUAUCUGGGCAGAUUUCGCGAAACAGUUCAUGAGAGAGUCUGCUUACAGUGCAGCCAUUGAUGGAAGUCACCUAUCUAUAGCUCUAGAACCAGAAGCUGCAUCUCUAUAUUGUCAACUUAUACCCACUGACAAGAUCCACGGGUCCGAGGGGGCAUCAUUCAGCGUCGGCAGUCCAGGUUCAAAAUACAUGGUCAUUGAUUUAGGAGGUGGGACUGCAGAUAUCACCGUACAUGAGCGUCAAGCAGAUGGAGGGCUCAAAGAAAUACAUAAAGCCAGUGGCGGGGCGUGGGGUGGUACCAAGGUUGAUGAGGAAUUUGACCGAUUAAUUGUUAGAAUAAUUAAAGACCGGGCUUUCAAACUUUUCUGUGAUGAACAUUCGGGCGAUCGUCUAGAUUUACAGCGAGAAAUGGAAAUGAAAAAGCGUAUUAUUUCCCCGGCAUCAAAGGGAAAAAUCACGCUCAAAGUGCCCGUUGCGCUUGCGGAAUGUUAUAAGAAGAUCAACACUAGCACAAUUGAGAAGGCUAUAGAAAAUUCUCCUUAUAAAGGGAAAAUAACAUGGCUUCCUGACAAAAUAAGAAUUGAAGCUGAUGUCUUUAAGGCACUGUUUAAACCAUGUAUAGAAAAUAUAGUUAAACAUAUUAAGGAUCUACUGAAGUUUCCAGAACUGAGAGAUACAAACACAUUCCUGAUGGUGGGCGGAUUUUCGGAGUCCGAGAUGGUUCAAGAUGCUGUAAUGAAGGCUUUACCAGGCAAGAAUGUAAUUAUACCAGACGAGGCAGGUCUGUCAGUGUUGAAGGGAGCAGUUAUAUUUGGCCAUCGUCCUGUAGCGAUUACGUCACGAAAAUCUAAAUAUACAUAUGGCAUCAAUAUAUCUCCCCCGUUCGACCCUGAUAGACAUCCAGAGUCGCGAAGGGUUGCCGUAGGAAAUACUGAUCGCUGCCGUGAUGUGUUUAAAAAGUAUAUACAAGAAGGAGACACAGUUAUGGUAGGUGAGCCGCGGUCUGGGAAACAUAUCACGCUGUCUGCUCACCAGAGAGAAAUGCAGUUGAACAUCUAUGCGUCGACAAAGCGGGAACCACAGUUUGUUGAUGAGGAAGAAUCGGAAUACCUUGGGCGAGUAGUUGUACAGUUACCGGAUAGCGAUGAUAAAAUUCGGGUAGAAGUAACAAUGAUGUUUGGUGAAACAGAAUUGACAGUUGAAGCACAAGAGUUAUCCACUUUAAAGAAGUAUACCUCGUAUUUUGAUUUCCUAUAGGUAUACACGUGAGUUUGGACAGUUAUAAACCAAACGAUUCACAUAAUUUUCAUUAGAUUUUUAAUGAAUAUGAAUUAUUUAAAUGGGUGAAAUUCUUCACACCGAUGAAUCAUUAAAUCACUUUAAUAACUUUAAUAAAACAAUGACUUAUCUGAAGUUAAAUAAGUGUAAAUCUUGCAAACCUGUAAACCUGAUUACUCUUCUUAAGAUUUAUAUAACUAUAAUGUAUAUAGGAAAAAUGAAAAAAAUAAAUUUUUGAAUGACAGAAA
Ruditapes philippinarum (Manila clam) is the source of this 2205-nucleotide messenger RNA. Its product is annotated as heat shock 70 kDa protein 12A-like. Gene Ontology annotation, molecular function: ATP binding; ATP-dependent protein folding chaperone. Bases 185 to 1936 code for a protein of 583 amino acids. The record is from RefSeq and is a predicted model, not a curated record. The transcript is spliced from 5 exons. NCBI's taxonomy places the organism in Eukaryota, Metazoa, Mollusca, Bivalvia, Venerida, Veneridae.